GAGAGAGGAGAAGUAGAAACUUGCUUUGGCAUUGUCAGGCUUUGGGUACUCUUUCCAUGCGGUGUCUUUUUCCACCUACUGAAUAUCCCUGAAGAGAGAAAAAAUGUGGGAGGGAUAUAGUGAGACUCAGUAAGGUACAAACAGUAACUUAGGUGUCAACAGUUGCUGUAUUCUGGGAGCAGGCUCGGUGUGGAUUGCUACUGACUCUUUCUGCAUGAUUAAUAUGCAGUUGUGAUCCUGCAUUACUAGUGCUUAUACUGUCCCAUUUGAAUAUUUGGGUGUACAUGAAAGACAAUUCCUAGAGGAAAACUUAGGCAAGGGACUUCAAGAAAGAGCCACUCUUGCUUUUAUUAAUAUCCAGCUUGACUACAUUUUGCUCUGAAGACUUGUCAGUAUGACCUCUGGAUUUCAGUACAGUCUACUUUUCCUCCUUUGUUUUACAGCCUUUCAGGAGUCACAGGCAGCUCAGAAUUGCCUCAACAAGCAGCAGCUCUUAGCCGCCAUUCGACAGAUGCAGCAGUUCUUAAAAGGACAAGAGACAAGAUUUGCAGAAGGAAUCCGAGUCAUGAAGAGCCGACUAAACAACUUGCAAAAUACUGUCAUUAAAACUAGUCCAGAUGCACCACCAGUUACGUGCCCAGCACUGGAAGAUCCUGACAAUGGAAACAAGUUUGGCUCUAAAUAUCUUGUAGACCAUGAAGUCCAUUACACGUGUGACUCAGGAUACCAGCUUAUUGGUCCCAACAGCAGGAUGUGUCAGCAGAACGGAAGCUGGACUGACGAUGCUCCUUACUGCAAAGAUAUCGGACAAUGCAGUAGCCAACCUUGUCUAAAUGGGGGGACGUGUGUGGAAGGAAGUAACCACUACAAAUGUAAUUGUCCCCCAGAAUGGAAAGGAUCCAACUGCCAGUUUAAAACACCAUCAGCACCUUCCGAGUUGCCAGUCAAUGAUGCUGCCUUAAGCCGUAAAGCAGUGUGCACCAGAGUGGACCGUACUCAACACUGUAGCUGUGAUCCUGGCUUCCAGAUGAAAGGCACUCCUGAAAACAGCAUAUGUCAAGAUGUUAAUGAGUGUGAGGUGUACAAGACAGAUGGAAUCCCUCGCCUCUGUGUAUAUUCCUGUAUCAACACUCCAGGCUCUUACCGCUGUGCUUGUCCAUCGGGUUACAAAUUACUAGGUGAUGGUAAAAACUGUGAAGAUAUAGAUGAAUGUAAUUCUGGACUUCACAACUGCUCCAAGCCUGGCAUGUGUAUAAACACUGCAGGAGGGUUUCAGUGUGUCUUUCCUGAAUGUCCAAAACCCAAUGGAAAUAUCAGCUAUGUGAAAACAUCACCUAUGCAAUGUGAGCGGAACCCCUGCCCAAUGGACAAUCGGGCAUGCCAUCAUGCAGCAAAAACUGUCUCCUUCCAAUACCUUUCUUUACCUUCAAAUCUUCCCAUCCCAGUUACACUUUUCCGUAUGGCAACAGCAUCAGCACCUGGCCGGCCAGGCCCAGACAGCUUGAGAUUUGGAAUAGUAGGAGGGAACAGCAGAGGAAACUUUGUGAUGCAAAGAUCAGAUCGACAGACAGGAGAGCUUAUACUCGUUCAAAGCCUGCAAGGACCUCAAACCAUAGAGGUGGAUGUGGAUAUGUCAGAAUACUUGGACAGAAUGUUCCAAGCCAAGCACGUUUCCAGGAUCACCAUGUUUGUUUCACCUUACAACUUUUAAGUUAUACAAAGACUGGGACCUUAAAAAGAAGGACACUGUGAACACUGAAAGGAAGCCCAUUUUAGGAUUGAUAGUGAUCGGACAGCAAAUGAGUAUGC
Nanorana parkeri is the source of this 1809-nucleotide messenger RNA. It is a transcript of the gene FBLN7, whose product is annotated as fibulin 7. Gene Ontology annotation, molecular function: calcium ion binding. The record is from RefSeq and is a predicted model, not a curated record. Bases 395 to 1711 code for a protein of 438 amino acids. The transcript has 8 exons. NCBI's taxonomy places the organism in Eukaryota, Metazoa, Chordata, Amphibia, Anura, Dicroglossidae.